Cercocebus atys (sooty mangabey) is the source of this 5798-nucleotide messenger RNA. It is a transcript of the gene ZNF709, whose product is annotated as zinc finger protein 709. Gene Ontology annotation, molecular function: RNA polymerase II cis-regulatory region sequence-specific DNA binding; DNA-binding transcription factor activity, RNA polymerase II-specific. NCBI's taxonomy places the organism in Eukaryota, Metazoa, Chordata, Mammalia, Primates, Cercopithecidae. The transcript is spliced from 4 exons. The record is from RefSeq and is a predicted model, not a curated record. The coding region runs from base 974 to 3001 and encodes 675 amino acids. Gene Ontology annotation, biological process: regulation of cytokine production; negative regulation of transcription by RNA polymerase II; regulation of immune system process.
CGAGGCUGCAGUGAGCUCUGAUUGCACCACUGCAUUCCAGCCUGAGGGACAAAGGGGCCCUUUCUCAAAAACAACCACAAACCAAACAUAAAGGACCCACAAAAGUUCUCUAGGGACACAGUCAAAAACUGGUCUGAAAUAAAUAUCCUUCCAGUGUUCAGUUUUACUGAACACAUCUCAUGGCUUUGGGAUGAACUGAAAAGAAUUCCUCACCGGGCAUGGUGGUUCACGCCUGUAAUCCCUUCACUUUGGGAAGCCAAGGAGUAUCGCCUGAGCCCAGGAGUUUGAGACUAGCCUGUGCAACAUAGUGAGACCCCCCCCGCACCGCCAUCUCUACCAGAAAAAAAAAAAAAAAAAGGAACUCCUUCUCUCAGACUAAGGCUGUGGGGUCCAAACUUCCCACUAGAGCAAAGUGUGGCGGGGGAGGGAAGGGAUGGGUGAUGCCCUAAACCCUGUCAGUUGUCAAAGAUUAAAACGUAGUCAGACUCUUUGUUAGGUAUGAUGAGGUCACUCUAAGUGUCUGUAUUUGUAAACAAGAGUUAGAAACCCAUGAAUGACCUCGAAGCCUUAUGCUAAGCCUGGGAGCAUCUGACCCUCCCGCUCCAGUCUGGCAUGGCUCGGGCGCCCUUUUUGCUGUGGACAAAGAGCCUCUCUUUAAACUGAGCCUGGAAUUUUCUGCGCUGUGCACGCUUGUGUCUCCGCGCUCAGAAGGAGCUGCAGGCAGACACCAGCGCCCGACCCCGGGUACGUUAACAAAUUCUGCUUAGAUGCAAAUAUCCGUGGCAGGGGAACAGAUUCCUGACCCCAGACGAAUGCAGGUUGCUUAGAGACGCGACUUCCCGACCAGCUGUCACUCAGGCAAGAAAGGCAGGUCCAAGAGUGCAACGUCCAAUCAGGGGCGCCGCAGGGAAGGCGGGCGGAGGGGACGCUGCGCAAACGGCGAGGACGUCUCUACGAGCCGCUGCGCUCCGCUAUGGGGUCUCCUCACCCCAAAAGGGCCUCUCGGGUGGUGGUGGGAGCUGUGCUGGCCGCGGGAGAAGUAGACAGGACACCAGGACAUCCCAGAGUCUGGGAAAUGGACUCAGUGGUCUUUGAGGAUGUGGCUGUGAACUUCACCCAGGAGGAGUGGGCUUUGCUGGGUCCCUCUCAGAAGAAACUCUACAGAGAUGUGAUGCAAGAAACCUUUGUUAACUUGGCCUCUAUAGGGGAAAACUGGGAGGAGAAGAACACUGAAGACCACAAAAAUCAGGGGAGAAAGCUAAGAAGUCAUAUGGUAGAGAGGCUCUGUGAAAGGAAAGAAGGUAGUCAGUUUGGAGAAACCAUCAGUCAGACUCCAAAUCCUAAACCAAACAAGAAAACUUUUACUAGGGUAAAACCAUAUGAAUGUAGUGUGUGUGGAAAGGACUAUAUGUGUCAUUCAUCUCUUAAUAGGCACAUGAGAUCUCAUACUGAACAUAGAUCAUAUGAGUAUCACAAAUAUGGAGAGAAGUCAUAUGAAUGUAAGGAAUGUGGGAAAAGAUUCAGCUUUCGAAGUUCAUUUCGAAUCCAUGAAAGAACUCACACUGGAGAGAAACCCUACAAAUGUAAGCAGUGUGGUAAGGCUUUCAGUUGGCCCAGUUCCUUUCAAAUACAUGAAAGAACUCAUACUGGAGAGAAACCUUAUGAAUGUAAGGAAUGUGGGAAGGCCUUCAUUUAUCACACAACCUUUCGAGGACACAUGAGAAUGCACACAGGAGAGAAACCCUAUAAAUGUAAAGAAUGUGGGAAAACAUUCAGUCAUCCCAGCUCUUUUCGAAAUCAUGAAAGAACUCACUCUGGAGAGAAACCCUAUGAAUGUAAACAAUGUGGAAAAGCCUUCAGAUAUUACCAAACUUUUCAAAUACAUGAAAGGACUCACACUGGGGAAAAACCCUAUCAGUGUAAGCAAUGUGGUAAAGCUCUUAGUUGUCCCACAUCCUUUCGAAGUCAUGAAAGGAUUCACACUGGAGAAAAACCCUAUAAAUGUAAAAAAUGUGGCAAAGCCUUCAGCUUUCCUAGUUCCUUUAGAAAACAUGAAAGGAUUCAUACAGGAGAGAAACCCUAUGAUUGUAAGGAAUGUGGGAAAGCAUUCAUUUCUCUUCCAAGCUAUCGAAGACAUAUGAUAAUGCACACUGGAAAUGGACCUUAUAAAUGCAAGGAAUGUGGGAAAGCCUUUGAUUGUCCUAGUUCUUUUCAAAUCCAUGAACGAACUCACACUGGAGAGAAACCCUUUGAAUGUAAACAGUGUGGUAAAGCCUUCAGUUGUUCCAGUUCGUUUCGAAUGCAUGAAAGAACUCACACUGGAGAGAAACCCCAUGAAUGUAAACAGUGUGGUAAAGCCUUCAGUUGUUCCAGUUCUGUUCGAAUACAUGAAAGGACUCACACUGGAGAGAAACCCUAUGAAUGUAAACAGUGUGGAAAAGCCUUCAGUUGUUCCAGUUCCUUUCGAAUGCAUGAAAGAAUUCACACUGGAGAGAAACCCUAUGAAUGUAAACAGUGUGGUAAAGCCUUUAGUUUUUCUAGUUCCUUUCGGAUGCAUGAAAGGACUCACACUGGAGAGAAACCCUAUGAAUGUAAACAGUGUGGUAAAGCCUUCAGUUGUUCCAGUUCCUUUCGAAUGCAUGAAAGGACUCACACUGGAGAGAAACCUUAUGAGUGUAAACAGUGUGGUAAGGCGUUUAGUUGUUCCAGUUCCAUUCGAAUACAUGAAAGGACUCACACUGGAGAGAAACCUUAUGAGUGUAAACAAUGUGGUAAGGCCUUCAGUUGUUCUAGUUCUGUUCGAAUGCAUGAAAGGACUCACACUGGAGAGAAACCCUAUGAAUGUAAACAAUGUGAUAAAGCCUUCAGUUGCUCACGUUCCUUUCGAAUCCAUGAACGAACUCACACUGGAGAGAAACCCUAUGCGUGUCAACAAUGUGGUAAAGCCUUCAAGUGUUCCCGUUCCUUUCGAAUACAUGAAAGAGUUCAUAGCGGAGAGUAACCCUAUGUAUGUAAGCAAUAUGGCAAAGUUUUCAGUUGUCCUAUUCCAUUUUUUUUUCCUUUUUUUUUGAGAUGAAGUCUCACUCUGUCACCCCGGCUGGAGUACAGUAGUGCGAUUACAGCUCACUGCAACCUCUGUCUCCUGGGUUCAAGUGAUUCUCCUGCCUCAGCUUCCUGGGUAGCUGGAACUACAGGUGUGAACCACCAUGCCCACCUACUUUUUGUGUUUUUAGUAGAGAUGGGGUUUCACCACGUUGGCCAGGCUGGUCUCGAACUCCUGACCUCAGACGAUCUGCCUGCCUUGGCCUCCCAAAGUGUUGGAUUACAGGUGUGAGCCACUGCAUCCGGCCCCCAUUUCCUUUUGAAGACAUGAAAUUAUUCAUAUUUCAGAGAAACCCUAUGACUAUAAGACAUGGGGAUACCUUCAAUGCUUUACAUGCCCUGGACAGGAAACCCUGCGAAUGUAGGCAAUGUGGGAAAACCUUCAAUGGUCAUGUGACCUUUUAAAGACCAUGAGAAGGCAUAUGAAGUGUAAAGAAUUUUCAUAUGCCCUAUAAAUAUAAAGAAUUAAUAACCUUAAAAAUGUAAAGAAUGUGGAAAACUCUAUAAUUGUAAAGAAUGUGGAAAAACCUUUAUUUGUCUCAGUUUACUUGGAAGCCAUGAACAAACUCACACUGGAAAGCGACUUCUUGAAUAUAGACAUUGUGAGAAAGCCUUCAGUUGGCCUAUAUACUUAUAUGUGAGAAUGCAGACUGGAUAGAAAUCCUAUAAAAGUGAGAAAUAACAAUGUUUUCAAUUUUAACAAAUGCUCAUGUGAUACUCCCUUAUGUGUGAAAUUUCAAUCUCGUUGAAACUCCCACUAGGGAGGUGUUGUAUAAAUGUAGAUAAUAUGGGAAAGCCUGAUGCAAAUUAAUUCAUGUAUAUUGUUCUAGAAAAUUCACAACAUGACAGAAGUGUUAUAAAAUAUAGUGUCAGUUACUGAUUCUUAAAGUGGAUCUCUGAAUUAUGGAUUUCUAUUUCACAAAAGAACAUUGAGAUGAGAUAAUUCUGUAAGCUCUUAUACAGUUGUACACAAGUUGAAUUGAUAGUAUUUUUUCAUUAAAUCAGUUUCUGAAAUUUUGUCUUUCCAUAUUGAAGUCUGUUAGAUUCAUGAGUGAAUUGAAGUGUAUUUAUAAUAAGCUAGUAGUUUUGAUUUUUAUGUAUUUUUUAGUUGUGCUGUAACGGGCCAUCAAAAAAUCACAAUUUGGUAAUCUUUAGGAUUUCCUACUGGCCUUAUGUGGCAGGUACUAGAUAUCAUUAUAUGUAUUUCAUCUUUCUUUCUGACCAAAAGAAGCUUUUUUAGAGGAAGACAGAAUGCCCUUUUUUCUAUUUUUUUAUGCUAAAAAAUAAUCAUAAUAAAUUUUUGAGUCUGCAAAGUUUAUCAUGCAGUAUACUCUCUCAUUGGAAUUAUUAUUUUCAUUUUCUGUUCUUUGCUAUUUGUAAUUCUUUCUGGCUGUGAUUUGGAUAAUAGGCUUUGCAUUAAUAAGAGAGACCUGAGAUAGAACCAUAUAACCUAUAGCUGGAAAUGGCUGUCCUGGAUUGUGUUAACAUGGGUGAUGUUGUGACUUAUGUUUUCUGUAAUCUAUCCUUUUAUGGCUCCAUGGUAUAAUUGACCAAUAGCCUACUUGCAGGAGAUAUGGAAGGCAGAAGUAAAGAAAGCAUUAGUCAGGUUUUAUAGCCACCAUAUGUGGAGACAGAUGGAUGCAUAGGGGCUUCAGGGACACCUGCUUCCACCACAUUGUCCUGAUCCUUUGCUCUGCCAGCUGAGAGUAUUCUUAGAACCACCCCUAACUGCUUGACUGCCAUAUUUGCCUGCCUCCCUCCCUCCCUCCCUCCCUUCCUUCCUUCUUUCUUUCCCUUUCUUUUCUUUCUUUUUCUGAGAUGGAGUCUUGCUCUGUUGCCCAGGCUGAAGUGCAGUGGCAUGAUCUUGGCUCACUGCAACCUCUGCCUCCUGGGUUCAAGCAAUUGUCCUGCCCUAGCCUCCCAAGUAGCUGGGAUUGCAGGUGCCUGCCACCAAACCCAGCUAAAUUUUUUUGUAUUUUUAGUAGAGACAGGGUUUCAUCAUGUUGGCCAGGCUGGUCUCAAACUCCUGACUUCAUGAUCGGCCCACCUUGGCCUCCCAAAGUGCUAAGAUUACAGGUGUGAACCACUGUGCAUGGCCCCAGCUGCCAUAUUUUCAGAGAUGUAGUUUUCCACAGAUUGUCUUCGAAAGUUCUACUCAAAGAUGCACUGCAGUUUGGAUUUUCCUAGAAACUCUAAUGUGUCCACCUUUAGACUCUUAAGGAUGGCAAUAUUCUCUGAUGCUCUGACUUACCUCAUCUCUAGGUUGAAUUUAUCAAAGGUAUUAUUUAUGUAAUAAACACUAUGUUUUGUUAACAGUACAAGUGACUAUGUGUUUCUGAUUCCACCAUGACAACUACAGUGAUGCAGUCAAAAAGAACUACAUGGGUGUUUGUCCCUCCACUGCAUUGUGCAUUGAAUGCACUUACCCAGUCCUGCAGUGUAAGAAUAAGCACCUUCCGAAUAUCAAGCAGAUUGUCGGUGUUUCCUAUUACAGUUGAAUGUAAUCUCUCAGUACAUUUUCAAUUUUGUUUCAUUAUAUGUGAUUAAAAACUAUGUGUAUGUUUUUGUUGAACAAAACUUCUGUAGAUGUUUCUUAGAAAUAUUUUAUUAACUGUUUUCAAAUAACUUGUAUGCUAUCACUUGUUGUCUCUUGAAUUUUCUGCAAGGAUAUAUUAAAAUAUUCCAUUGCAAUUAUA